AAGCAGCACAACAGGGCUCAUCCCGACCGUCCAUUCUGUUCAGCCGAGACUCCCUCAGCCGCUCGAUACCAGCACCUCCCCUACCGCCGCCGUCGGGUUUGGGAUUCCGGCAUCCGGGCUGCGCGGCCGCGGCGCAGAUCAACCAACCACGCAGGCAGACCGCCGCCGCCUCCUCGUCCCUCGGCUCCGCGGCGUCGGAUCGACCAAGAGACCCACGCGAUGCUGCGCAACUUCCCGCAGGCCCGGAGGCUGCUCAGGCGGAUGGGGUUCGAGAAGGAGGACGCCUACUUCUGGAAGCAGAUGGGCAAGGCCACGCUCUGCACCUACACGCUCUUCGGCGUCGCAUGGCUCUGGAACGAGACGUCGCCGCUCGGGUGGUGGACGCUCAAGCCGCGCCCCAAGGAAGAAAAAGAAAUGGCUCACCUUUAUGAGCGCAGGAAGUUCCCGUACCCUGGUGAUGAGGAGGCAAUUGAGGAGUUCAUAAAGAGUGGAGGUGCUCUAGGAACCACGAUUGGACCCAAGGGUUUCGCUGAUGCCAAUAUGGAUUCUGAAAACAUGCAGAAGCAGUUGCAGUCUAAAAAGUUUGAGCAGGAAGCACAGAAACUAUGGCUUCGGAUGAGGAAUGAGGUCGUGCAGGAGCUCCAGGAGAAGGGAUUUGAUAUUGAGUGAGGAUGUUUAAACCGCUUGCCAUCUAAAUUGGAGAACUAUAACUUAGGAAUAAAAGAAUUUGUAGCUAUCUUUUUAACUGUCUGGAACAUUCUCAGAGCUGCUCGAUUGUACUGUAAAUAAAUUUCUCGUCUUGUGGAGAACCAAAUAUCUCAUUUGAUCCUCUUUUAACGCUUCUUAUUGCCUGAUCAUCAAGAAGUUGCACUUUUGGAAAGUACUCAAAUUUUGAUGUUGGUACAAGCAA
Sorghum bicolor (sorghum) is the source of this 910-nucleotide messenger RNA. RefSeq lists its product as uncharacterized. The transcript is spliced from 3 exons. The coding region runs from base 220 to 669 and encodes 149 amino acids. NCBI's taxonomy places the organism in Eukaryota, Viridiplantae, Streptophyta, Magnoliopsida, Poales, Poaceae. The record is from RefSeq and is a predicted model, not a curated record.